Messenger RNA from Sordaria macrospora k-hell, 2685 nucleotides. RefSeq lists its product as uncharacterized. Gene Ontology annotation, molecular function: oxidoreductase activity. Lineage: Eukaryota; Fungi; Ascomycota; Sordariomycetes; Sordariales; Sordariaceae. The record is from RefSeq and is a predicted model, not a curated record.
AUGGCUGAGCAAUUGAGGUUCGACGGCCAGGUCGUCGUUGUCACCGGUGCCGGCGGUGGUCUUGGUAAGGCCUACUGCCUGUUCUUCGGCUCGCGCGGUGCUUCCGUCGUCGUCAACGACCUCGGUGCUUCCUUCAAGGGCGAGGGCAACUCUACCAAGGCUGCCGAUGUGGUUGUCAACGAGAUCAAGGCCGCUGGCGGCAAGGCCGUCGCCAACUACGACAGCGUCGAGAACGGCGACAAGAUCAUCGAGACCGCCAUCAAGGAGUUCGGCCGCAUCGACAUCCUCAUCAACAACGCCGGUAUCCUCCGCGACAUCUCCUUCAAGAACAUGAAGGAUGAGGACUGGGACCUCAUCUUCAAGGUCCACGUCAAGGGCUCCUACAAGACCGCCCGCGCCGCCUGGCCCUACUUCCGCAAGCAAAAGUUCGGUCGCGUCAUCAACACCGCCUCCGCUGCCGGUCUGUUCGGUAACUUUGGCCAGGCCAACUACUCGGCCGCCAAGCUCGCCAUGGUCGGCUUCACCGAGACCCUCGCCAAGGAGGGCAUCAAGUACAACAUUCUCUCCAACGUCAUUGCUCCUAUCGCUGCCAGCCGCAUGACCGAGACCGUUAUGCCCCCUGAUCUUCUUGCCCUCAUGAAGCCUGAGUGGGUCGUUCCUCUCGUUGCCGUCCUUGUUCACAAGAACAACACCAGCGAGACCGGCGCCAUCUUCGAGGUUGGUGGUGGCCACGUCGCCAAGCUCCGCUGGGAGCGCUCCUCCGGUCUUCUCCUCAAGGCCGACGAGAGCUACACCCCCGGUGCCAUCAUCAAGAAGUGGGAUCAGGUCACCGACUUCUCCAACCCCCAGUACCCCAGCGGUCCCAACGACUUCCUUACCCUCCUCGAGGAGUCCCUCAAGCUCGGGCCCAACGACUCUGGUGAGAAGAUUGACUUCACCGGCCGUGUCGCCCUCGUCACUGGUGGCGGUGCUGGUAUCGGCCGCGCCUACUGCUUGGCUUUUGCCCGCGCUGGUGCUUCCAUCGUUGUCAACGAUCUUGUCAAUCCUGACGAUGUCGUUAACGAGAUCAAGCAGAUGGGUGGCAAGGCCGUUGGCGCCAAGUUCUCCGCUGAGGACGGUGAUGCCGUUGUGAAGGCUGCCAUUGAUGCCUUUGGCCGUAUCGAUAUCGUUGUGAACAACGCUGGUAUCCUUCGUGACAAGGCCUUCAACAACAUGGAUGACAGCCUCUGGGACCCCGUCAUGAACGUCCACGCCCGCGGUACCUACAAGGUCACCAAGGCUGCUUGGCCUUACUUCCUCAAGCAGAAGUAUGGCCGUGUUCUUAACACCACCUCCACUUCUGGUAUCUAUGGCAACUUCGGCCAGGCCAACUACGCUGCUGCCAAAUGCGCCAUCCUUGGCUUCUCCCGCGCCAUUGCCCUCGAGGGUGCCAAGUACAACAUCUAUGUCAACACCAUCGCUCCCAACGCUGGUACUGCCAUGACCAAGACCAUCCUUCCCGAGGAGCUCGUCCAGGCCUUCAAGCCCGACUACAUUGCUCCCCUUGUCCUUGCCCUCUGCAGCGACAAGGUUCCCAAGAACCCCACUGGCGGUCUCUACGAGGUCGGCUCCGGUUGGUGCGGCCAGACCAGGUGGCAGCGCACUUUCGGCCACGGCUUCCCUGUCGACGUUCCUCUUACCCCCGAGGAGGUCGUCAAGCACUGGAACGAUAUCAUCACCUUCGACUCCCGCUCGGACCACCCCGAGAAGGCUUCUGACAGCAUCGAGAAGAUCAUGGCGAACAUGGAGAACCGUGCCGGCGAGGGCAAGUCUGGCGCUGCCGAGAACGAGCACCUUGCUGCUAUCAAGAAGUUCACCGGCCUCGAAGGUAAGGGCACCGAGUACAAGUUCGACGAGCGUGACGUCUGCCUCUACAACCUCGGCAUCGGCGCCAAGCGCACCGACAUCAAGUACAUCUUUGAAGGCAACGAGGACUUCGAGGUCAUCCCCACCUUCGGCGUUAUUCCUCCCUUCAACACCGAGAUGCCCUUCUCCUUCGACGACAUCGUCCCCAACUUCUCCCCAAUGAUGCUCCUCCACGGUGAGCAGUACCUUGAGGUUCGCAAGUACCCCAUCCCCACCUCCGGUCGUCUCAUCUCCAAGGGCAAGCUCCUCGAGGUCGUCGACAAGGGCUCCGCCGCCAUCGCCAAGCAGGGCAUCACCACCUACAACGCCGAGACCGGCGAGGAGCUCUUCUACAACGAGAUGACCGUCUUCCUCCGCGGCUGCGGCGGCUUCGGCGGCCAGAAGAAGCCCACCGACCGUGGCGCCUCCACCGCCGCCAACAAGCCCCCCGCUCGUUCGCCUGACGCCGUCGUUGAGAUCCAGACCACUGAGGAGCAGGCUGCUCUCUACCGUCUCAGCGGCGACUACAACCCCCUCCACGUCGACCCUGCGUUUGCCAAGAUGGGCGGCUUCAAGGUCCCUAUCCUUCACGGUCUCUGCUCCUUCGGUAUCGCUGGCAAGGCCGUGUACGAGAAGUUUGGCAAGUUCAAGAACAUCAAGGUUCGCUUUGCCGGUACCGUUAACCCUGGCCAGACCCUGGUGACGGAGAUGUGGAAGGAGGGUAACAAGGUGGUGUUCCAGACCAAGGUUAAGGAGACGGGCAAGUUGGCUAUUGGUGGUGCCGCUGCUGAGCUUGCUUAA